AUGUCGUCUCAACAACACCCUUCCAGCGACGCGUCCUCGCCGUCGACGAUCCCGGACGAUCCAUCUCCGCACCACACCUCUCAGCCCGCCUCGUCCUCCCCUAACUCGACGACCGCCCCGUCGAACCCUUCCCAACUCGCUCAACAACUCGCGGGCGGAGCAGCAACCGACGAGACGUCCGCCGCGAACCACCCCUCCUCCCCGUCCUCCGACCUUCCCAACGGCGUUUCCUCCGCCAGCGGCCCUUCCCUGACCGCCUCCUCGCAAGCAAACGGCGAACAAACACCCUCGUCGGCAUCUUCGCCGCGCCCCACCGCUCCCUCGCGCUCAAUGUCGUACAAGGCGGAAGGCGACGUUUGGGGUUCGAGCCGGGCUUCGAACGCGUUCAGCGGUGCAGGAGACGACGCAGCGCAGCGUACGACGAGGGCCGCAUCGGACGGAGCGGUCCUCAGUACCGGCUUUGGCGGACCAGGCUCGAUGGCGUUCGUCCCCUCUGGAGAACCGAGCCGGGCUGCAGGCGGCAUCAGCUCGCGUCUCUCGUCGCUCGGCAGCGAGGACAGCGGGAGCAGCAACAACGACGAACAGGCUUUCUUCCGCGACUACCAGCGGAGGUCGCUCGAACACUCGGCGAGUCAGCGUCUCUCGACGGCCAAGAGCUUCGCCAGUCCGCCUCUCGCGAACGCGCGACUCGGUCCUGGCGCGACGAGCCCGUUCUUCCAACCUCCGAGCUUCCUCUCGACCACGUCCGCGACCGCCUCGGGCCUGACCUCGAGCGCGAGCAACACGCCCGCCUCGUCAAUCCCGCCGCCUCUCCUCUCGCCCACCUCGACCAGCCCCCCCUCGUCCCUCGCUCCGCCGUCCGUCGCAUCGUCCAUGAUGUCAGCCACCUCGAACAGCGUCGCCGGCUCGCCGCCCGAGUCUGGACCGGCCGGGUCGAGGGGCGCGACGCUUCACCUUGGGGACUUGGAUGUCUGGAUGGAUGAAGCGUAUGUCCGAGAGUGCUGCUCGAUGAUGGGUUGGGACGUGGUGAAUGUCAAGAUGAGCCGUGGGGCGAGUCCUUCCUCCGGCUACUGCUUCCUCACCUUCACCUCAGCAACCGACGCAAGCCGCGCCCUCUCGCGCUUCAACGCCGCUCCGCCAGUCCUCAUGCCCCGCAGCGGCAAGACGUUCAAGUUGAACUGGGGUACUGGGCUGCCUGGGUCGCAGCCGACUUGGGACGGAGAAUUCAGCGUGUUCGUUGGAGAUCUGGCGCGAGAAGUUGGAGAGGCGGAUCUGCUGGCCCUCUUCUCGCCCCUGUUCCCCUCGACCAAGUCCGCCAAAGUCCUUUGCGACCCCUCGACCGGCCUCUCACGCGGCUUCGGCUUCGUCCGCUUCGCCGACGAAUCCGACAUGCAGCGCGCUCUGCACCUCGGGUCCAAUUCGCACUCGGGCUUGCUCCUCCACGGCCGGACGAUCCGGAUCUCGGAAGCGAGCGGGUCGGGAGGACCGAAUGCGGUUGAGGGAUUGCCGCAUUUGCGCGAGAGGACGAGGACGAGGAGCGGCGAUACGGCUUUUGCGGCGCAGGGCCAGCAACAGCAGCAGCAACAACAGCCGCAGGGCCAGCAGCAGCAGCCGGGGUACUUCCCGCCUUACCCGCCGCAGGCCGCCGCGCAGCAGAACGAUGGCUUCCCCGAGAACCCCUACGCUUCGCCAACCCUCUCCUCCGCAUCAUACGGUAACAACGCAGCUUUCUCCUCGCCCAUGUCACCCUACGGCCCGCCCAACCCGGCGCCAAACGGGAACGGCCUCAUGUUGCCCUCGCUUGGAAGCGGAGGACCUGGGUCGAACGGCGCUGGUCAGGGAGGACGCGCGCAGCGUGAAGGUGGUGGAGCGGGGAGGAACAACAUCCCGGCUGGCUCGGUCCCGCCUGGUGGAGACCCGAACAACACGACAGUGUUCGUUGGAGGUCUACCGGCGUGCAUCAGCGAGGAGACGCUCAGGUCGUUCUUCCACCACUUUGGCGAGAUCACGUAUUGCAAGAUCCCGCCCGGCAAAGGCUGCGGCUUCGUCCAGUUCGUCCGCCGCCAAGACGCCGAACUCGCCAUCGCCAAGAUGAACGACUUCCCGAUCCACGGCAAGUCGCGUAUCCGCCUCUCGUGGGGUCGCUCGCAGGGCGACAAGCAGGUCGAGCACGUUCGCAAGCUGGCGAGCGCGCUGGGUGUGCCGUUCGACGCGGUCUGGCGGAUGGUUCAGGGGCAGGACAACUCGACUAUCAAGCAGAUUGCGAGCGCUGUCGGCGGUAACGGUACCGGGAGUGGCGGCCCUCAAUCGGCCGGGGUGUCGUCGAGGGACUCGGCUGGCGCGAACGGGAGCAGCAGGAUGGACGUUCGUGCCGUCGCCAACGCUGCCGGCUUGAGCGAGUCCGAGGUGCUCGACCUCGUCAAGAACGGCAACUCGUCGAACGGGUCCAACUCGACGAGCAACAACAGCGGAACGAGCAGCCACAGCAACUCGACGGCCGGCUCCGACUUUUUCGCUCGCUCCGCAGCCCUCACUGGCUCGAUGACCUCGCUCGAGUCGGCGGCUUCGCCUUCGUCGUCUGAGCCGCCGCGCGGCAGCAACCCGUACUCUCGCGUCUCGCCGUCGUCCUUCUCGUCGGCGUUUGCACCGGCCGGCAUGAUGCCGCUCUCUCCUCCCCCGACUGCCGGUCCGGGCGCAGGCUCGUUCGCGCACCACCAGGCUUCGCACCCUCCCUUCGCGCCCGCCUACCCCGCCGUCCACUCGCACUCGCCUUCCCCCUACACGGCCAUCCGCCCCGAGUCGUACCUCGUCCAGCCGCCCACCGCCUCGCCUUACGAGCGCGUCGACUUUGCCGACGGCGGACGACCGUCGCCGAACGGCUUCUCGGACCGCUACCAGCCUCACGCGUUUGGUCCCGGCGGUAUCGGAGGCGGCAAGUGGACUGAGCAGCCGCACCCGGACCUUGGCAUGGGCGGGAACUACACGACUGCCCCGCCUCCGCCUGGCAUGCCGCUCGACGAGUCGUUUGCGGGUCUCUCGCUCGGAGGCGCUGGCGGGCCGCCAAGGAGCCUCCCGCCCCCGAUGGCGAUGGGCCGCCCGGCUUUCCAGCCUACCGCGCCUGACUUCUUCCCUGGCGCGCUCGCGAGCCCGACGACGAGCGGCGCGGGCUUGCCUGCUCUCGGAGGCGAGCCGACCUGGAGCUGGAACGGCGUCAGCGCCGCCUAA
Molecule: messenger RNA, 3225 nt
Organism: Rhodotorula toruloides NP11
Lineage: Eukaryota; Fungi; Basidiomycota; Microbotryomycetes; Sporidiobolales; Sporidiobolaceae
Product: mRNA binding post-transcriptional regulator (Csx1)
Exons: 4
Coding region: 1-3225 (1074 amino acids)
Biological process (GO): mRNA splice site recognition
Cellular component (GO): cytosol
Molecular function (GO): mRNA binding
Source: RefSeq, a predicted model, not a curated record